Anthonomus grandis grandis is the source of this 721-nucleotide messenger RNA. RefSeq lists its product as uncharacterized. The coding region runs from base 166 to 714 and encodes 182 amino acids. Lineage: Eukaryota; Metazoa; Arthropoda; Insecta; Coleoptera; Curculionidae. Gene Ontology annotation, molecular function: DNA binding. Gene Ontology annotation, biological process: DNA recombination; DNA integration. The record is from RefSeq and is a predicted model, not a curated record. The transcript is spliced from 2 exons.
GUGUUGAUUUUUUAACGUUUUAAAAAGCCAAAGUAACGUGUAAAAUGAUGAGUGAUGAUGACUGUUCCAUUUCUGAAACCCUCCCAGAACUCACGGAGGCAAUGAUCAUUGGAAUUGUUACCAAUAAAAUCUAGAAAUAAGUAUAACUAUGCAUACAACCGCUUCAUGGACUACCGUACGAAUAAAAAUGUAACUUCUUUCUCGGAAAAUGUUGUAAUGGCAUACUUCUUGGAGCUUGGUUCCAAGAUGAAUUCUUCAACUUUAUGGGCCAAUUAUUCAAUGCUGAAGGCAACCCUUGCAAUUAGAGAUGAUGUGGAUAUAUCUGAAUAUUCAAAACUUCGGGCAUUCCUGAAACAACAAGCACAUGCGUAUAAGCCAAAAAAAUCCAAGAUUUUAACUAAAGAAGAAAUAAACAAAUUUAUUCAGGAAGCUCCAGACAAGGAAUAUUUAAUGAUUAAGGUAGCUGUAAUAUUUGGAAUUUCCGGAGCUUGCAGAAUGGACGAGCUGGUUAAAAUGACUGUACAAGAUAUACAAGACCUACUAUCUAAACUUUUAGUUACCAUACCGGAUUCAAAAACCAAUACAUCAAGAUCAUUUAUAGUAAUAGUUAUUGUCAUACAAAUAAAAUUAUUAGUUUGGAAAAUAUUCAACAAAAUAAUGCUAUUAGUUCCCAAGUUCUUCCAGUUUUCAAUACUUGUACUAAUUGUCAAAUAACAGUAAA